Staurois parvus is the source of this 498-nucleotide messenger RNA. Lineage: Eukaryota; Metazoa; Chordata; Amphibia; Anura; Ranidae. The record is from the annotation of a GenBank genome assembly.
UUCAUAGAUGAGGCUCAGUGCUCGGUGAGUCCGGCUAACAGGACAGAUUGUGGAUAUCCAGGAAUUAGUUCUGAAAAAUGCCAUUCCAGAGGAUGCUGCUUCAACUCAUCUAUUCCUGGGGUCAAAUGGUGCUUCUACCCCAAUGACUACAGUCAAGAUGAGGCUCAGUGCUGUGCGAGUCCAGCUAACAGAACAGACUGUGGAUAUCCAGGAAUUACAGACAGGGAGUGCUAUUCUAUGGGAUGCUGUUUCAACUCAUCUGUUCCUGGGGUUAAAUGGUGCUUCUCUCCAAAAGCCCAAAAUAACACCCAGGAGUGUGGUGGCUCUCCCUAUCGGAGGAGGAACUGUGGGUAUCCUGGGAUUAGCGCAUCACAAUGUGCCAGCAAGAACUGUUGCUUUGAUUCCAGCAUCCCUGGGGUGAACUGGUGCUUCUACUCUCUAGCUCAAGGUACAGUGCACUACUGCUUGAUUUACAUAAUCUUGGCAAAAUCAUCUUAA